Messenger RNA from Didymodactylos carnosus, 939 nucleotides. The record is from the annotation of a GenBank genome assembly. Lineage: Eukaryota; Metazoa; Rotifera; Eurotatoria; Philodinida; Philodinidae.
AUGGAAUUAUGUCAAGACGAGACACUUAUACAAAGAUUAGAGCACUAUCAACAUUCUAUAGUAGAAGCAUCCGAAAUCCUGCGUCAGAUAACAGAAGGUGUUGCUUAUAUCCAUGAGAAAAAGCUGAUUCAUGGUGAUAUCAAACCAGCAAAAAUCUUCUUUUGUACGACGGAAAAAAAUUUCAUAAAGAUCGGAGAUUUUGGUUUAGCUGCCUCUUUUGAUGAAAUGAGAGCUAGCACUCAAAUCUAUGCAGCUGGUAAUCUGAUUCCACUGGAGACUCUUCAUGGAUCACUAUAUUAUAUGAGUCCUGAACAGGAAAAUCAGCUACCAUAUGAUGAAAAAACCGAUCUUUAUGCACUAGGCAUAGUCUUCUAUGAACUUUUACAUUCAUUUGAUACCGGCACUGAACGAGUAGUGGCCUUAUCAAAGAUCCGAGAACUUACCAACUCGACACUUCCACCAAUAUUUCCGAAGUACGAAAAAUCAGAUAAUCUUAACCUAUUGUACGAACCUAUUAUAAUUCGGCUGCUUAAAUUUUUAUCAUCUGAACGACCCAAUGCCAAAGAUCUACUGCAAGAUAAAUCGUUACUUCGUCUCAUCAGUAGACCAUGGUUUAAAUUUCGUGAAUGGACAAAGGAAAGUUUAAAUUAUAAGGAAACAGAUGAACUACGCGGUAUUACAGCUGAUAGAAAUGUAGAAUACCUCGUCAUGAAUGUUUCCUUAAACAAACAGCAAUGGGUGAUUGAUAUUCGUACAGCUGAUAGUGCAUUAACAUUUCAAAGACGAAUUGUUGGAGUUAAUAAUGGAACUAUAAAUCAUAAAUUACAAAUGGUGUCAGCAUCAGCAAACCAAUGGCUUUUGAUAAAUGAGCAGAAUAAACUGUAUUUGUACAAUGUAGAAGGACAAAAAGAUCAAACACUAGAAGAAAUAAACGAUUAA